GACAUGCGGGGUGGACUAGCCCCGUGCUGGGCGUCCCCCCGCAUGUCAGAGUAAGUGAUCGUAGCCGUGCUAAAUUUUGCACGGCUACAAUCAACUCUGAAUUAGGCUCAAUAUGAUUCUGAAAUGUUGCAUUUUGUUUACAAAAAAAGCACAUGACAACAAUAAAAACUAGCUUGGGAACGCUGAAAGAUACUGUAGAUAUAAACUGCCGCUUACAGGACUUUCUAAAUACAGAAUGAAAGUUUAGCAUGUAACAAGUCCUGUGUGUGCCAGGCUACCUAAGCUAUUUGUAUUUUUAUUGCAAAGCAGCACGUACAGUAUGCAGGCUUUCACACAAUGUGAGCUGGAUUGCCCCACUCUGUACACACAGACUAGUUACUAUUUGUGUGUUGCAAUACUCAGGAUAUGUUACACUACAGGGGAAGCACAGGGGACCUGUCACACUACUUGUGUAUCUAGAAUAUAGGUGCAGCCAGAGACACAAUGAUCUCUCGCCAGCCCGCCGCCUGCUUCAGCUGGUGACAGUCUGCUGUACUACACUGACAUUUGCAGAUCAGCUGUGCGCUCUCCCCUCCACCUCUGUCCCUCCCUCUGCUGCUUUGAAUGAGAAAAAAAAAAUUAGAGGCAGCUCUGUGUGCUGGAUGGGCUGGAUUCCCUCCAGAUCAUCUCAGUGGAUCAGCAGCUCAGGGGAGCACUCGUCGUUUCUAGACCAGAGCUGAGCAAGGCUGCAGUGUCCCCUGGAAGGACCCGCACCUGAAUGCAGCGAGAAGCCGGCACCAUCCGAGAGCUUGGCCUAAAAGGGGUUCUGUGUGUGCCCAGUAGGAGACUCUCGGAACUGUCUGUGAUCUGUGAAUCAGAAGUGGGGAAGAAAUAAACAUCCAUUGGAUCAGGUUUUCCUGGGAGUGGACUGAGGCUCUGCCAGACAUGGUAGGUCAUCUGAAUUUACAAGGAAUGGAAGACAGUUUGAAGGACAAAAAUCGUGAAGGUUUAUUGGAUAGUCCGGAUUCUGGCCUCCCACCGAGCCCCAGUCCUCCUUUCUACUCUAUUUCCCCUGGCAUUUCUGAGGGCAGAGCUGAGGGCAGCACCACACCGACACAAUACCAAGGAUAUGCCGACAGGAAGGAAGUCAAAGAAGGCAGGGUGAUUCCAUAUGUCCUUCUCAACAGCACCGCAAUAGAGGCACGGCCAAGGAUGCACCCAGUUGUGUUCGGGGAAAGUAUUGAAGUCAAUCCAGAACCAGUUCGGGAAAUCAGGUGCAAUUCUGAAAUCAAAUACGAUUCAGAGAAGCAUUAUCGAGAUCAUGUGUUCUAUGCCCCAAUUCCUACAGUCACUUCUUUCAGCGAAACAAUCAUCUCCACUCCAAACUGCACAUGGAGGAAUUUCAAAUCUCAGCUAGUUUUCGAGCCUCGCAACAAGCCCCUGAGGUUUCAAAGCACCACCAUCAUUUUCCCUAAACAUGCCAAGAACAUUUACAGAACGACGCUCAAUUACAACUGCGGGGGUGUCAAGAAAUGGUUUGCUUCCAGUGUGCAACUGGAACUCUGCGAGGAAACAAGCCCCUGUAUUAUAUACACAGAUAAUCUUUAAUCCAGUUACAGAUUUUAAAAUUACCAACCGGACUGGCCUUACAAACAUGAGGCGAUCUAUAGCCUAAAAAGUUUGGAUCCUUGUAAACUAACAUCAUUGAACAUUUCCUGACCAUAACUGAGAGAGAAGAAUAAGGCAUGGGUACUGGUUUAACCAGUAUCUUUCAAGUGAAUAAUGUAUGUCUUGUAUUGUUAUCUGUUUAUUUCUUUCUCUGUUGUACAUAGAAUAUCAAACAUUUUACGCUUGUUAAACUUGGAAGAUUUGGCAACAAAUGUAAAAGUCAGAUUUAGCCCAUUGUUGGUGAAAGACUGGCUAAUAUGUACUGAUUGUUCAUCCUCUAAUAUUAAUGUACAAGAUGAACUAUGAAUAUGUUGACAGACUUUAAAGGUAGAGCGGUGUGUAAGUUUAAACCCAUCACUGGAUUGUCCAGGGUAAACCAGUGAAGACAUAAUUCCCCAGCAGAUAUCUACUGAUGGGUCUGUGUUUUACGUUUGGGGAUAUGAAAUGUGUAGACGAGAAGCAGGUCGGGUGGUCAGCUCUUAUACAGAGGGAUCUGUGCAAUGGGUGGUUUGGCUGUAUAGCAGCUACCAAAAAGUGAUUAACAUGUAAUGUAGAGUUAAGUCUGCAGGAAGGAGGUUUAGCGGAAGAAAAUGCCAACCCCGAGCAGAGUUACUUUAGUUUGGAACCUCAGCCUCUUCCACUAGCUGAGGAAAUAUGGAAAGGUUUUAUACAUUAUUAUACUAAUAACUUCUCCUGUAACAAUUUGGUUCCUUGCAAUGAAUGUAUCUAUGGUACAUUCUGUUGCUUCUCGAGGAAUCGAUGUCCAUUGUAUAAGAUACAUCAAAAAAGAGCUUUGUUAUAUUGCCCUCAAAUGAGAAUUAUAGGGAAUCUUAUCACUGAUCAUGUUAUUUAAGAUGGACGUGUAUAUAGCACAUUGACUCUUAAGGGACACAGGGGAAACUUAGUAAAACUUGGAGAGAGAUAAAGUGGAGAGACAUAAAGUACCAAUGAAUCAGCUCCUAUCUGCCAGUUUAUAGGCUUUGUACAGGAGCUGAUUGGUUGGCACUUUAUGUCCCUCCAUUUUAUUACUCUCCAAACUUUGAUAAAUUUUCCCCUUUAGUAGUGACCCCCUGCUACUACAGAAUGCCAAUGACUACUUUGCCGGUGUAAUAUUAUGUAGCAUGUGAAGUACCAACAUCCGCCGAGCAGUAUAAUGGACACUUACAUUGAACAGUACUAAUAUGGAAUCUUAGUAUGUGUGUGAAGGGAGGUUCCACAGUUGCCAGACUAUUGUAACUCUUUAUGAAGUAAGGAUUUCCUCAUAUCCAGGGUUGCGUUGCUUAACUUAUCCUACCUUACAUUCCACGUGUAUUUGCUGUUCAUGUCACGUGUGUUUGGUUUAAUCAGACAGGACAGACAUGAGGUGGUCUGUAUACAUGGGCAUUAUGAAAAAUGGUACAUGUAAUAAUAAUAAACUUGCUUAAUAUACUGCAAUCUUACUAAUUGCUAGUGUCUAUGGACCCUCUGAUCUCUGUGCUGUGCUUUUGCAAUGUAAAGUACAUACUCUACAAUGGAUUUGACAUCUGAGAUUAAAUGUCCAUAUGUAUAACAUUAAGUAAUGGCAUUCAAAGUGGGCAGUGGCUGACAGAUGUAUAAAUGACAACAAAUUCUAAUUACAUCCUUAAUAGCUGGCUUCAGAAAAUGCUUUAUAUGCUGCAUUUGGGCUAUGCACCAUAUGGCAUAAUGUAUAUACUGGAAAAAAUCAACAGUUCAUAUUUAAAAAUACAACUACAUUCUUUUAGGAUGCCGGGUAAAAUACACAAUUUAGGAUUAGAUAAUAUUAGUUCAGUAGAUUAGUUUUGAGUGUGUUCUAUGCUAAAGUAAAUGCCACACUUUUUUUUGUAAUUCAUGUAAAGCAGUUGCUACAAGGUAAUGAUGCCCACGUUGUUUUUUUACUGAUUUACAGGUAAACAAUCAAUAUUUAAGUAAUUUCACACAAUUCAUUCACUUAUGAUUUGGGUAUAUAAACUAGUGUAUAUUGGGGGUCAUUCCGAGUUGUUCGCUGUUAUUUUUUUUUCGCUACGAAGCGAUUAGUCGCAAACUGCGCAUGCGCAAUGUACGCAGGGCGCCUGCGCCAAGUAAAUUAGCACAAAAGUUUGGUAUUUUACUCACGGCGUAAUGAAGUUUUUUCAUUGUUCUGCUGAUCGUAGUGUGAUUGACAGGAAGUGGGGGUUUCUGGGCGGAAACUGGACGUUUUCUGGGAGUGGGCGGAAAAACGCAGGAGUGUCUGGAGAAACGGGGGAGUGGCUGGCCGAACGCUGGGCGUGUGUGUGACGUCAAACCAGCAACGAAACUGACUGAACUGAUCGCUAUUUGUGAGUAGCUCUCGAGCUACUCAGAAACUGCUAAGGAAUUUCUAUUCGCAAUUCUGCUACUCUUUCGUUCGCAAUUCUGCUAAGCUAAGAUACACUCCCAGAGGGUGGCGGCUUAGCGUGUGCAAUGCUGCUAAAAGCAGCUAGUGAGUGAACAACUCGGAAUGACCCCAUUGAUUAGGCAUGACCAUAUAGCCGUAUGAGCGCUAAUGUUCCCUGCUUUCACUACUUUUUUAUGUUAGAUAGCAUUUUUUAUUAUUUUUUAUUCCCUCUUACCGUAAAUUUCUGUUAUUUACGUUGUUGUUACAAUGCUGCUGGAAAAAUUGUUAGUUAUCAUAUGGGGAAUAUAAAUGUAAAAAAAAACAUUUUUGUGGUCAUAUUUAAAAUAUGAGCACUCUCCUUAUUUAUUUUAUUGCCAUCUGGGGAUAGAUUUAAGCCACUCCGCAAAUCUCUUCAUACACGGAUUGAACAAGACAUUAGCAGACGGACAACAGUCAGUGCCCCUCUGUCUGUAAACGAUCGUUGAGACAAACCCAGAAACUAGGGCUUCUGCCCCACAUGCCAGCAUGCAGAAAAUUCAUGAUGCUAAAUUACAGCUGGAGCAUUUUCUUUAUUUAUAACAAUUGUACAAAAUGGCAGGGGGCAGGGAGGGGGUUGGGUGGGUAUUGAUUGCCUGGGUUCAUCUGGGGAUUCUGGUGGGAGCCCGGGACAGUCAUAAAGGUGUAGAAAUGCACCCUCACCCCUCAGAUGUGGCGUAACUAUGCCCCCUCUCUAGUAACUGGGCCCACUUGAUAUCUUAGCCAACCUGAAAAUGGCAGUUCCUUAUUGUUACAAAAUAUUGGGAAUUUUAGAAGAAGCCUUCCAGUCACAUAUGAUUUGCAUUCAAGUUUAAUUAAAAAUACUUUUAAAAUAUAGCUGAUUUGUUUUGUCAUUGGUAAGCAGAAACAAGUCUAGGCCAAAAGAUCUGCAUCUGAUCUGCACUUUGUCUCUGGUAACCACUUCCACCUGCAUGACUUCUCCCCUGCUGCUACUGACUUAUGGACGUCUCUACCAUGCCUGAUCAGACUCUUACAGCCUAUUUAUUACAUCGUACCCUUUUGUCACCUGCUAUGAACCCUCACAACUUAUCCAUUCCCAUACUGACUCCUCUUGUUUAAGCCUCUUCCAGUUAUAAGGUCUGCUUUCUCAUGAGGUGGGACCAUACUAUUUAUUUUCUUGUCUGCAUUUAUUUUGGUUAGGUAGUAUGUCCCUGUUUUAUGUCUGUCUUGUUCUUUCCUACUGUCCAGCGCUGUGGAGCAUUCUGUGGCCUUGCAAAUCUGCUAUAAUAAUAAUAAUAAUAAUACUGGUUGGGCAUAGCUGGGUGUAUUGGAUGUUGUGAGUGUUUGGCAGCUCUAACACACUUAGGGUUAAAAUGAACUUCAGCUUGUAGCACUGGGCUAUACAUACUGAUAAUUGCAAAGUAGCACCUUGAAAUAUUCUUUUUUUUUUUAAAUAUAGAUGUGUGCAGGAGUGUACAGUUCCUUAUAUUUAGACAUAUAAUUAACAUGUGGCUUUAAUACAGUCUGUUUCAUGUGAUGAUUUUAUUCAGGUAUAUAACAGUGCCACAUUCCUAAAUAAAUGGACCGUUUCAUUAUCAACAAAAAUAUUUUAAAAAAACACGUAUUCUACCUUUUGGGAAAACUGCUAUUAAAACAUUCUACUGAUUAAUGGAGCUAUCAUGUUCUGUAUGCAAUAUGCACAAAAUCUGUAAUAUUCCAGUAUUUACAGUUCUUAGAAAAAUAUGUCACCUGCUGUGACUUCAAAUUACGUCUCUACCUAACGGCAACUGCUAAGACUUCCUUCUGUUCAGCAGGACAAAUAGAUGGUUUCAUUUAAUGCUCUAUAGAACAGGGUUUCAAGAUUGUGAAGAAGCAGAGGUCUCUAUAAAGAUGUAAUGGGCCCUACACACUUAGCGAUUACACUGAAAGAUAUGAAUGAUCUCGUGUAUUAAUGAACAAGAUAUCGUUCAUAUCUUUCAGUGUGUAUGCACCAACGAUGAACGAUGCGCAGCCCCGCGUUCGUUCAUCGUUGGCACCGGAUCGUUGAUACAUGCAUGCCAAUAUGGACAAUCUCGUCCAUAUUAGCAUGCAGGGCUAUGGGGCUGGAUGAUAGGGAGAGUGAAGAAACUUCACUUCCCCGUCACUCCCACCACUCCGCCAGGUCCCCCGUCGGGCAACUCUGCAGAAAAUGCCCAGAUUGUAGGGCUUUUAAGAAUGGGCAGCAAUGAUCUUCGGACCUAAUUCAGACUUGAUCGCACCUCUGUAAAUUUGCAGAGGUUUGCGAUUGGAUAGUCACCGCCCAGACAGAGUGAAAUAUUGCCCAGUCCAAGUCUGCAUACGCCGUGCGAAAAGCUUUGUAAAUGCCGGUAAGCUGCAAAUCUGUUCGCAACUCACUCACCAUCUAAUAAUUUUUCCAGUCUAUGCGUAGUCCAGGACUUAUUCCUACAGUGCGAAAGAAACAGGCUGUUCGAACUCCCAGAAAACGGGCAGUUACCACCCCCAAACGUCCGCUUCCUGUCAAAUCAGCCUGCGUUCACCUAGUGAUAAAAAAGCAGGAUUUUUUUGCAGUUUGGCCUCGCGCCUGCCCAUUACGAUUCGUAUGCAUGCGCAGUUGUUCGAUAAUCGGCCGCUGUGCGAUUUAGCACAACAGCGAUCAAGUCUGAAUUAAGUUUUUAAGAGGCGUAAACAUCACAGAGGUGUGCUAAUUGUAUAGGUCCUGAUUCAGAGAUGACAGCAGAGCCCGUCACUUCUGCAUCUUUGUAUAAUAUGCAAAUAGGAUUUAUAUGAUAGGCAAAUAUCACAGUCUUUUGCAAAGAGACUCCAACCACAGGCUUUUUAAAUCCGCCGCUUGUGUACAAAGACGCACCAUCAAAGCUCCGAGCAACCCUAUGCUCUUGGAGAAUGUCGCAAAUAAGCAUCUGGUAACCUGUACAGCUGUAACAAGGACGCAGUCGCGGGCCGUGACGCCUGCUUUUUGUUGUUACCGCCUACUAACGGCCAGUGCCUGUCAUUCACUCUGUGUCCUAAGCCACACAACGAUCGCUGCACAUACACAGUGCAACUCAGACAUAUAGGCAGUAGAAAAAACAUUGAUCAUAUAUGUGAAAAUAUCAGCAUUGCAUCCACCUCUGAAUCAGGCCCAUAAUCACUGAAUCAAUCUUCUAUACCUAGGACAAUAAUAGCUCUGUGAAGUAGUUUGGCAACACACAAGCAUGUGCGUUUAUUGCAGUGUGGUUUUUCAGCAAAUAACAUUCAGCUCAUUCCAGUUUAGGAACGUCUGUAGUAUAAAGCCACUUAUCCGGCUACCACUCAGCUGGGAAACUACUAUUAUUUAUUUUAAUUUCUUUGGCAAUGUGACUUGUACAAUUUCCAUUGUAAUUCACAGUGUUUUCUGCAUUCACAGUAUAUCGGACCUAUCUGCUAUGAGGCUGCUUGCAUAGUUUUGUUGGGUUACGGUAGUUAGGUCGACACAAUGCCAUAAGGUCGACAUGCAUUAGGUCGACAAGGCCGUUAAGUCGACAGGUCAAAAGGUCGACGAGUUUUUCACAUUUUUUUCUUAAUUUUUUGCAUUUUUUCAUCAUUAACGAUCCAUAUGGACUACGAUUGGAACAGUAAUCUGUGCCGAGCGAAGCGAGGCACCUUGCCCGAAGCAUGGUGAGCCAUGUGAGGGGACACGGUGCACUAAUUUGCGUCCCCCGUCACUUAACGGAGAAAACGACACCAAAAACAGUCAAAAACCUCAUGUCGACCUUUUGACCUAGUACAUGUCGACCUAAUGACCAUGUCGACCUAUUGUCCCUGUCGACUGAAUGCAUGUCGACCUUCCAUGGACGACCUAAUGACUGUUGUGUCUAUCCAACGACCCAUACCCGUUUUGUUUCACAAUUUUUUUGAGUCUAUUGGAGGAGUCAAGCAGGUUGGUCAGUUAUCAUGCAGAAAGCAGGCAGGUAUGCAGUACGCACUCAUAUAGCUUGGUGCUGUAUAUGGCUUCUUGCACUGCUGCUAGUCUUAUCCAGUUUCUCAUGUAAUAAACUGUAGCCACAACAAGUUUCAGUAGUAAGAAUCCAUGUUGUAGAAUUCUUUACACUUACAAAUUAAAAAGUGUCAAUUAAAAGGCUUCUUUUUCAAUAAAAUGACUUUAGAAUGUAUUUGUGUUGUUUUUACUGGAAUCCUUUGAGCAAACAGACAUUGCCACACUACAAGUGCAGACAUUAAGGUAAGCAGUCUGUUUUUCUUGUAUCAUUAAAAAUAAUUGGCAGCUUUUUUAUUUCACUAGCGUCUAUGUAAGUAUGGUAAAAAAAAACAACAACAUUAAUUGCAGUAUUCAUAUACUGAGACAGGAUUUGUCAGAACAUCAUUAAUUAUAUCAUAUUAAUAUGCUCACUUAACCUAAUGCUCAGCAUUGUGUGAUAUGCUGCCUGUGCUAUAUCAAAUCAGAGCACAGUACUUACAUAGUAAUUAUAUAAUAGUGCAGCUGAGUAUACAAGACAAUGCUAAAUUAAACACAACUAAAACCUUAUUCUUCUAUAACAGUUUAACUGUUUAUUUCUGAGAAAAAAAACCUAUAGGUGAAAUUCAAUUAGCUGUAGUAAAUUACAAUGGGAGUUAUUUAAUUGUCCACAAUAGCCAUCACUAUCAGGGAAAUAUUUUUUGUCAACCCCCAGGAGGCAGGAGAAAAAAAUCCCCAAUAACUGAACUGUUUUCGCGUUCGUGGCCGCAAAAACACAUUAAUCCGGAAACUUAUCCCGGAUCCAUGUGUUUCUUGGCUACAAUUGAAUUUCCCGAUAAUGACCAAAGGCAAAAAUCUCAAUAAAAGCCUUUUUUUUUUUUUUUUUUUUUUGAGAGCUAAAAUGUAAUGGACACAAUUGAAUUCCUUCCAUGUCCAAAAUAAGUGAAAUGUUUAUGCUUAAAGCAAAACAACACUACAUCACCAUCCAUCAGCUGUGAGCCAGAAUAAUGGUCAGUAGAUUUCUUUAUGUGCAAAAGUGCCAUAUUUAUCCACUUGUCACAUACAUAUGUCAUACACACAUUGCCAUGUUCAAAAUGUCCUCCAUAACAGGGCUUAUCAACUUCAACCCUCCAGUUUUCCCAACAGGUCAUGCUUUGAGAAAUUCUGUCUGUGGAAGCAGGUGUGAUAAUUACUGAUCCAGCAAAAUAGAUCACCUCUGCAUGAUUAAAGAAUUCACAAAACAUGACCUGUACCUCUACUCUAAAAUAGUAUUUUUCAAACUCGGCCUCCAUGGAACCCUAACAGUGUGUGUUUUCAAGUUAUCCUCAGAAAUAUUUAGUAACACCUGUAAUAUAUAGUGUAAGUCAAUUAACACACCUGGAAAACAUGCACUGUUAGGGUUCCAUGAAGGCCAGUUUCAAGAAGCACUGUUCUAGAAAAGGUGUUCUCAACCCUGAAGUAAUCCCCCAUGUUUUGAGAUUUUCUGUCUGCGGUAGCAGGUGGGAUAAUUACUGACCAAGAUAGAUUAACGCACCUGUGCAUGAUUAAAUCUAUCUCGUUGGGGGGUACAAGAAGACUCAAGUUGAGAACCACUGCUCUAGAACAUCAGUCCUUUAAUUAUUAUCCAAUACUGUUGGUUCAGCUGGAAAUUUACCUAUUUGCUUAUUUUUAACAGUUACUAAUGUGAUACCCCCAUGGGGCAUCACUUUUAAGGGCUUCUGUUUGCUGCAUCUUUAUUAAACCUUUGAGGGUGAGUAUCGCGUCAGUUUACCUCCUUCCCCAGAGGUCCUUGCUGGGCUGUAUGAUCCAGUCACACAGGAAUGUUGGCCAAAAGUCAGGCGGAUGUGAAUGUGAAGGAAGGGAAAAUGUGUAACAUUAUGUACUGUAUGAACUGUAUAGGGGUUGUUAUUGGGUAGGAUAUCUUGAGGUUAUAUGAGUGGUUCUGAAAUUUGAUAAGCUUGCCUGAAGAGAUAAGUUUUAAUAAAAUUGUCACUUCAGGUCCAGACUAUUUGGCUGUUACCACAUUAGGAACACCCCAUGAACUCAUUUCAGCAUUUCCACAUGUAUUCUAAAAUUUGGUGUAUUCAAAUCUGUUGUAUUACAUGAGUCAGGCACCAUCUUUGCCUCCUCCAAGUAUAAGUAAAGUCAUUUUGGCCACAUAUCCCUCUUCUUACAAGGAACAACAACCUAAAGCACUCACUGUACCCCUUCAAAUUCGUGUUUUAUCUAGCAAAACCUAAUCUUACAUGGGUGCAUGAGACCAGCAUUCAUUUGAAUCUAGCCCACACUCUAUCAUCACUCCAAUGCAGGACUGCUGUGUUGAAAUCGAUUAGUUUUACUUUCUACAUUUCUCAGUGCCCACAUAGAGUUUUGUAACAUACUGUAGAUUAUUUCCUGAAUUGCUCCAUUUGGAAGAACUAGAGGUCCUGCUUCCUGGCUUCCCAUACAAGAGCUACUGUGGUUGACCGAAAGAAACGCACGUAUUACUUUCAGGGUUGAGGAAGAGAUGAGCUGUUUUCUUUGUAACUGCUAUUCUCUUUACUAUCAUGCUGUAAGGGAACAGUUGUGCUCCGUCAAUGACAGCAGGGGUUAGAAAAAAAAGAUCAAUUGAGGCGGUGUGGUGGAACUACCUACCAUCCUGUUUGGUGGGUGAAGGUUUAGCACUUGGAGCAUCAGAAGUUUCAGGGAACCUGAUGAAGACUAUAGUGUGCACCAUCAUACUUUCCUACUUUUGAAAACUAGAAUCAGGGAGAUUACAGUAAGAUGUGCUACAUGCCGCCGAGGGGUUGUGUCAUACUCUGCCCAAAGGGUGUGUCUAGUUCCACAAUUGGGUGUGUAUAUGCUUCUUAUGAGAUGUUUGUAUAUAACAUUAGGCACAAUUUAUUUUGAGAAGUUUUGCAAGUAUCCAAAAAUAUACUGGUAGGUUAAUUGGCUCACAAUACAAAAUAACCCUAGUGUGAUUGUGUGUACAUGUAGCAGGGAAUAUAGAUUGUAAGCUCCACUGGGGCAGGGUCUGAUGUGAAUGGCAAAAUAUUCUCUGUAAAGCACUGCAGAAUAUGUGUGCGCUAUAUAAAUAACUAGUAAUAAAUAAAUGGAUAUUAUUGAUACUAACAUUGCUGUCUGCAAUAUGGGGUUUCUUGUUUGCAAUAUGUAUGUAUAUAGCUGUGAUAUUUCUUUUCUUCUCACUCAGCAAAAUAUACAUGAUAAAUGUGAUGCCUAUACAAUAAAUUCUAAAUGCAA
Messenger RNA from Pseudophryne corroboree (corroboree frog), 11186 nucleotides. RefSeq names its product refilin A (gene RFLNA). Lineage: Eukaryota; Metazoa; Chordata; Amphibia; Anura; Myobatrachidae. Gene Ontology annotation, molecular function: filamin binding. The transcript is spliced from 4 exons. The record is from RefSeq and is a predicted model, not a curated record. Gene Ontology annotation, cellular component: actin filament bundle. The coding region runs from base 925 to 1587 and encodes 220 amino acids. Gene Ontology annotation, biological process: negative regulation of bone mineralization involved in bone maturation; actin filament bundle organization; negative regulation of chondrocyte development.